Molecule: messenger RNA, 1636 nt
Organism: Ostrinia nubilalis (European corn borer)
Lineage: Eukaryota; Metazoa; Arthropoda; Insecta; Lepidoptera; Crambidae
Gene: aln
Product: divergent protein kinase domain 1C
Exons: 3
Coding region: 212-1396 (394 amino acids)
Source: RefSeq, a predicted model, not a curated record
AAAUUAUUUAAUUCAAAAUUGUUUUGUAAUUUGUAUGAUUUUCAUUUGUAUUCUAAUUUCUAACGUAAAUUAAUAAAUAAUUCUGUAAAUGUGAGUUCUGUGAAAUAUUUUAUUAUGUAUAAGUUGAUAAACAAAUCAAUCUGGAAUUUAAUAAAUUCCAUAAGCUGUACUUUGCAAAUUGGGAACGCCUAAAUGUCAAGGAGCUAAUAAAAUGAGAAGGCUGCAAUAUUUUUGCGAGUGGUCCUUUGCACAUCUAUGCAAAUCAAUAAAGCGUCGAUGUUUUGCGCUUUUCUGUCUGUUAUGUGCCUUCUUAUUUCUGCUACGAUGGAAGUUAAUGUGCAUCAAUAUGCAGCCUCGCAUGCAUAUUCAGAAAAUUUGUCUCAGCUACGGCAGUGGACAGUCUGUUGGAAGCCUAUGUCAAGAUAUGUGUGAGCCAGACGGGAUAUCUUCAGUUUCUUGUCACUCCUUCUACAUGGAAAAAGAUACUAUUUUCUCUGGUACCUGGAAGAACCAAAGCUUAGUGUUUAAGACUGUCAAAGAAACAUCAAAUAGCCCUUGGGAGUCAAACAUUUCUGAAAAUGAAUUCUUAAAUAUAGUGAAAAACAAUAUUAAGAUAAAAUUUAAUAUUUCUGUAGAUAUUGUUGAUGCCAAAAGGAUGUCAUAUAUUCAAUAUAAUCAAAAACAAAUUAGUCGACAAGUAGAAAUGCAAAAUGCUUGGUCCCUUCUUCAAAAUAAUGAAUAUCUUGCUUUAUCUCUUUAUGAGAAAUAUGGAAUAUUCCCAAGGCUAGUUGGGUCAUGUGGUUCAAUGUAUGCUGUUCAGAAACUGGAUUCUCUAUCUGCAUAUUGGCAUUUGAUGACCUUUUAUGACACCAAAGAGGAAUGGGAGAGAAGAAUCAAAGUGUCCAUAAUGAUGUUAGAUUUCUUGAUGCUGUUAGAGGAGAGACUGCCAGAACCAUUGCAUCUAUGUGAUGUGAAGGUUAGCAAUUUUGGUGUGACAAAUGAUUUUAAAAAGGUGAUGUACCUUGAUCUUGAUUCUGUGCACCCACGAAGUGUGAUCAACAAAAUCACAGCUGAUGGAUCUAAGUGUAAGAAGCAUAGCGACUGUGAUUUCCUGGACUGUAGAUCAUUUUGUAAUUUGAUAACGAAUAAAUGUCAGCAUGGAGUUGUUAAUAAUAACCUGCAGAUGGUUUGCGAAAGGAUAUUUCUUGGCUGGGUGAUGUCUGGGAGGGUGAUGGUCCCGGGGCUGCUAGUAGGUCCUCGAACCCCGAGAGUAUUGACUGAAAUGUUGGAGAAGUGUGCAAAUCCCUCCAAAGAGGCCGGUACCCCCAGAGCAAGAGCUACCAAAGAAAUAAAGCUUAGGCUCUACCAUUUAUUAACACACCUGGUAUCGUCCUAAAAUGUUGCACUGUGAUAUUAUUUGCUCUAGUCUUAUUAUGAUCUCAAUUAAUUAAGAUAGUAUUUAAGCUAAUCUCUGAAAUGUAUCUGUUAUGUUUUCCUUUAUGUAUUAUUAAUUUUAUAAAUAUUAUGUUACUUAUAAUACUAUUACUGAUUUGCAAUUUGUGAUGUCAUUAUUAUGCCACUGUGUGGUCCACUUGUGUAAAUAUCUUAUAAUUAUAAUCUUUAAAUAAUCUUUAUA